AUGUCUUUAACCACGACAACUGAACCGUAUGUACCGGGUACGAUCCAAUUUUCCCAGUAUUUGGAACAAUUAGAGUUUUUAUUCGAGCAUAAUAAUUACUCUGCUGACAAGUAUAAGAUUUUCUUUUUGGCCGUUUGUGGCACUGAGAUUUAUAAUCAAGUUAAGCUUUUGUUUCCGGGUCAGAACGUUAGGGAUUUGAGCUAUAAGCAAAUCACCGAUGAAUUGAAAAAGAGAUACGAUAAGAAAGACUCUGACGUGAUACACACUUAUAAAUUUUGGACUCGUAGGCAGGGACAGCAUGAGAAAUCUGAAGAUUUUGUGCUUGCCGUGAAACAAUUGGCUGAGUUGUGUGAUUUUGGUGAUUUUAAGGAUCGUGCCAUUCGUGAUGCGCUAGUAAUCGGAACCUAUGACCGACAAUUACAGAAGAGGUUAUUUGAUGAGGAUAUUCUCACAGCUGCUAAGGCAGAAAAAUUAAUUGUGAGUCAAGAGCUGUCGUCGGAUAGGACUCGUUUUGUGAACCGUGACGAGGAAAAGAGGGUCAGUAUUGUAGCCAGAAAAUGCUCAAUCGAAGAGAGCCAUAAGAAGCUGUAUGUGAUUGAUGGUAAUAGGCUUAGCAUUUUGGGGAAAAUACGGGUCUCUGUACGGCUGAAUGGAUUCAUUAGAGAACUUUACAUGGUAGUGCUGCAGGUGGACAAGGACUUCGUGCCGCUGAUGGGUCGUAGCUGGCUGGAUAUUUUUUACAGUGGAUGGAGAAACACCUUUGUCCGACCAUUGAUGCUAGAUCAACGUGUAAACGCCAUGACAGAUGAUGAUGUAAGAGAAGAAGCUGUUGUAGAAAUAGAAAACGAUACACCUGUAUUUAAGAAGGCGUAUGAGGUGCCUUUGAGAUUGAGGGACAAGGUUGUCGAGCAUCUCGAUGCUUUGGAAAAAGACGGUGUAAUUACUCCAAUUGAGGCGAGUGAAUGGGCAUCGCCUGUCGUAGUGGUGAUCAAAAAAGACCAAGGAAUAAGACUUGUCAUAGACUGCAAAGUUUCUAUUAAUAAAUUGAUCAUUCCUAACAAAUACCCGCUACCAUUGCCACAAGAUUUGUUCGCAGCUCUCUCUGGUUCUAAGCUGUUUGCUCUUUGGAUCUUGCUGGUGCUUAUUCUCAGCUUUUGCUUUCAAAGCGAUCCAAAAGGUUUAUGGUAA
This is a messenger RNA of Toxorhynchites rutilus septentrionalis, 1188 nucleotides long. RefSeq lists its product as uncharacterized. NCBI's taxonomy places the organism in Eukaryota, Metazoa, Arthropoda, Insecta, Diptera, Culicidae. The transcript is spliced from 3 exons. The record is from RefSeq and is a predicted model, not a curated record. Bases 1 to 1188 code for a protein of 395 amino acids.